Molecule: messenger RNA, 456 nt
Organism: Aureobasidium uvarum
Lineage: Eukaryota; Fungi; Ascomycota; Dothideomycetes; Dothideales; Saccotheciaceae
Source: the annotation of a GenBank genome assembly
AUGUCGUCGACCCUUGUUGUCCACCACCUGCGUGUCAGUCAAUCUGAAUCAAUCGUCUGGCUUUGCGAAGAGCUUGGUAUCGAUUACAAGCUAGUAUGCCACGACCGCGACCAGCAGACGCUCCUAGCUCCCGAUGCCUACAAGGGACUCAGUCCUCUCAAAACUGCCCCCGUAAUUGAAGAUGUCGACACUUAUACACCAAACCAUGAUCACAUCCGUCUAGCAGAGUCUCAAGCGUGCAUCGAAUGGAUCUGCAGAAAACAUGGCCAAGGACGCUUAUUGAACAAGCCUUGGGACCCCAACUGGAAGGAGUGGCUGUUCUGCGCCUACCCCAACAUUUUAAGGUACUUGAAAGAGAUUGGAGAGAGACCUGCAUACCAAAAAGCCUUCGAAAAGGGCGAGACGACGCUCAAACCGAUGCUUGAUGCCAACCCCAAGUCUAUCUACAAUUUUUGA